UGAAAAUGGGCUUGGCUUGGGCUUGUUCACGGUGACAACAAAGCCCAUUUUUCUUGAAUUUAUACAAACAAAGCCCUUACACCAAAAACGGGUUACUAUAAAAUCUACUACUGGCAUUUUCAGUAGUUGGAAAGGGCUUGCGGCACAUUUCAGAAACCCUAAUCUCUUCGGCGUCGUUCGGCCAACGCAGCAAUGGUGAAUGUUCCAAAGACGAAGAAGACAUACUGCAAGUCGAAGGAUUGCCGAAAGCACACCUUGCAUAAGGUAACACAAUACAAAAAGGGAAAGGAUAGCUUGGCUGCACAAGGCAAGCGCCGUUAUGAUCGCAAACAAUCAGGGUAUGGUGGGCAAACUAAACCUGUUUUCCACAAGAAGGCGAAAACUACGAAAAAGAUUGUGCUGAGGCUGCAAUGCCAGGGCUGCAAACAUGUAUCCCAGCACCCAAUCAAGAGGUGCAAACACUUUGAGAUUGGUGGAGAUAAGAAAGGGAAGGGGACUUCUCUUUUCUAAAUGGCAAUCUGUGGAAAACAGGACUUGCAGUCUUAUUUUAUAGUGCUAAGUACCUUGCACUGUCAGUUGGACUUUUUUUUUUUGGGUCUUAAAAUGUGUCUGUGUUUAGAGAUUGUGGCCUUUUUGCGUUUUCAUUGGAGUUUCUGAUGUCUCUCUCGAGGUUAGACAAGAUAUUCAUGAUUGCAGUUGUAAUAUUUCAAUCUGAUGAAUGUUCUUGCAA
Molecule: messenger RNA, 730 nt
Organism: Rhododendron vialii
Lineage: Eukaryota; Viridiplantae; Streptophyta; Magnoliopsida; Ericales; Ericaceae
Product: large ribosomal subunit protein eL42-like
Exons: 4
Coding region: 193-510 (105 amino acids)
Biological process (GO): translation
Cellular component (GO): ribosome; cytosolic large ribosomal subunit
Molecular function (GO): structural constituent of ribosome
Source: RefSeq, a predicted model, not a curated record